Molecule: messenger RNA, 778 nt
Organism: Zeugodacus cucurbitae (melon fly)
Lineage: Eukaryota; Metazoa; Arthropoda; Insecta; Diptera; Tephritidae
Gene: Cpr65Az
Product: endocuticle structural glycoprotein SgAbd-8
Exons: 3
Coding region: 111-743 (210 amino acids)
Cellular component (GO): chitin-based extracellular matrix
Molecular function (GO): structural constituent of chitin-based larval cuticle
Source: RefSeq, a predicted model, not a curated record
CACUAGUUUCUCAAGUCAGUGCAAUUUCGGUAGUUGAAAGCGUUGCGACUUUUUAUUAUAUUUAACUCAGAAAUUUUAAAAAUAUAGAGCCAGGAGCUCUUCAAUAAACAAUGGCCAGUGUGCAGUUAACUCUUGUGAUUUGUUGCUUUAUCGGAAGCGCUUUGGCGGUGCCACGCGGUUACCCAAAAGGAGGACCACCGGCACCGCCACCAAGACCACCAGCACCACCUAGUGGUGGCUAUUCAUAUCCGCCGCCAAGUGGUGGUGGUGGUGGUUUCGGCGGUGGCGGUGGAGGUGGUGCACCGGGUGCUGGUUCUGAGAUACCAAUCAUCAAAUUGGAAUCCAAAGUUAACGUUGAUGGUUCAUAUCAAUACGAAUACGAAACCGGUAACGGCAUUAAUGCACAGGAAUCGGGUUAUGUGAAAAACGCUGGGGAUCCUUGUAAUGCGAUUUUAACUGCUGAGGGUUCUUUCUCCUAUACUAGUCCAGAGGGUCAGUCAUUCCUUGUGACCUAUACGGCCGAUGAGAAUGGGUUUCAACCGCAAGGCGAUCAUUUGCCCACACCCCCACCGAUACCGCCAGAGAUACAAGAUGCAUUGGAUAAGAUUGCCGCUGGUGGCGGACAUCCUGGUGAUGGCGGCAAUGACGGUAGCGGUUGUCCUAACGGCGGCGGCGGCGGCUGUGAUUCUGGCUGCAAUGGCGGUGGUGGCGGAGCUGUGCCAAAUAAUGGUUAUCUUUAUUAGGGUGUGAAUUUUGUCUAAACAUAAAUAUACUUUUU